CAUUUCACAACAAUAUUUUCGAAGACUAAACUUCUGUGCCAUAUUUCUCGUUGUUUCCGGUUAACUAAAAUUGGUGUCCGAACAUAAAACCUCCAAGAUCCUCUGUCAACUAGGGAUUUUCGACUAUAGUCGACUUUUGAUGUUAUCAACCAUGCGCAUAAUGAUGACAUACCUUCCACCUCCACGAAUACACGGUAUCCAAGUGCAAAUUAAUUGGUUAUCCUAUGCUGAUGAUAUUUCUCAUUAUAACUUGCUCUUUGUCAAGAGUAACACCAAAGUGUGAAUUUUGGGAGGAGUCAAAAAAAAUCGUUUACUGAAACCUCAGGAAAACUCAACCAUUUGACCAAAACUUAAAUAAUGUAAUUUGACUUUAGUUAGCGGCUACACACAUAAGACUUAAAACGAUUUCAGUGAAGGAUAAAGAAAAAAUCAAAAAGCUUAAUAAUGGGACGAUAUUGCUUAUUUAGUAUAGAUAAUAUUUUAAGGAAGAACUCUAUGUCAGAGUCGAGUUUCCAAGCUAAUACUUCGAGUGUAGAAAACACAUCAGCAAAAAUUAUAGCGAGAAGAGGAAAUGAUUCCUUGCACUUGUUGAGCUCUGUAAAUAGUAAAGAGAUUGAAGCCUAUGAAAAGUUUAUGGGGGAUUGUGGAAAACUCAACAUUCCUCUUACUUACGACUCCAUGAACUCAUCAUAUUUUCAGCAUAAGCCCCAAACUGCUAAUUGGCUGAAGAUCGUAACUGUGCAAGGAAAUCAAUUUAAAAAAAAAUGUGUUGACAGAAAGCCACGACAAGCAUAUAGUUCAAAGCAGCUGGACCGGCUUGAACAUGAGUUUAAGCUUGAUAAAUACCUGAGCGUUAGCAAACGUAUAGAGCUAUCUCGAUCAUUACUUUUGACGGAGGCUCAAAUAAAAACUUGGUUUCAAAAUCGUAGAACAAAGUGGAAGAAACAACUAACAUCACGCCAAAAACCAUUUCAAAGUCCAGAAUUAUACAAUAUUACAAUUAAUAUCCCCAACUAUAAAUCCGUAAUAACUCAUUCAUCCUAUGAACAAGCUACUCGUAUUUACACUGCACGUCAAUUUUGCCAAAUUAAAUCUGAAAUAGACUCCUACGGCAAUAACAAGGAAUAAAAUUAGAAGGGACGUGUGAGACGCUUCUUAAGCGUCACAAC
Drosophila guanche is the source of this 1169-nucleotide messenger RNA. RefSeq names its product protein zerknuellt 1. Bases 445 to 1128 code for a protein of 227 amino acids. Gene Ontology annotation, biological process: regulation of DNA-templated transcription. The transcript is spliced from 3 exons. Lineage: Eukaryota; Metazoa; Arthropoda; Insecta; Diptera; Drosophilidae. The record is from RefSeq and is a predicted model, not a curated record. Gene Ontology annotation, molecular function: DNA binding; DNA-binding transcription factor activity, RNA polymerase II-specific.